AUUAUUAUUAUUAUUAUUAUUAUUAUUAUUAUUAUUAUUAUUAUUGCCGUGCUGAUUUUCCUUCACCAGGAAUGAUUACGAGAAGAUCAUCCACCAGAGGACCAACACGACGGCUUUCGACCUGGUGCCCCAGGAAGGAGGGACCGACGUCACCGUCAGGGUCCUGAAACCCUUGGAAGCGGCCGAGCUCAGCUUGGAGACGGUCUACGAAAAGUUCCACCCGUCCGUCCAGUCGUUCACGGACGUGAUCGGCCACUACAUUAGUGGAGAGCGGCCCAAGGGCAUCCAGGAGACCGAGGAGAUGCUGAAAGUGGGGGCCGCCCUGACCGGCAUCGGGGAGCUGGUCCUCGACAACGCCACCAUCAAACUCCAGCCCCCCAAAGAGGGCAUGCAUUACUACCUCACCAGCCUGGAUUUCGAGGCCUUGGUGCAGAAGCAGGAGUCCAGUGUGCGGCUCUGGCGGGUCCUGACCCUCCUCUUUGGCGUCGCCAGCUGCGCCGUGCUCUUCUUCCUCCUCCACAAGCAGUAUCGCCGGCACCAGGAGAGGCGUCGCUUGCGCCAGAUGCAGGAGGCUCUCGCGGCAGGCGGGGAUGCCGUGAACGCUUGCGUCGUCUGUCUCACCCACACCCGUUCUUGCGUCUUCCUCGAGUGCGGGCAUGUCUGCUCAUGCACCAAGUGCUAUGAGGCCCUUCCGAGACCCCCUCGGUGCCCGAUUUGUAGGCAAGAAGUAACCAGAGUGGUGCCUUUAUAUAACAGCUGAAUGAUGUGGCUUCUCCUUCUCUCUCUCUCUCUCUCUCUCUCUUUCUCUCUGGGGUUGCCUUAGCUAGUCUGUACCCCACGGAUAUUGGCAUAUGCUUGGUUGAAUUUUGCGGCAAUAUUGCACAGUGUGGCAAGGUUGGUGGUAAGGGUGGUGGUGGCUUCCUUUUGCACAUAGAAGCAGAGAGCUGAACCUCAGAGGCUUAAAAGCACAAGCAGAAUUCCCAAUGUUUUUAGGGUUGCUGUGAUUUUUGGAACCGGGCCACUUGCAGUCCCUUUGGGUGUGAUGUCAAAAGGAAAGAUGUUUUCCGAGUGGAGAAUUGCCAUGUACACAACUGCGUGUCUCUGACAAAAUCCCGACGUAUCUUUUCCUGUUCCGGACUAACAGGAUUGUGUUUCUCGACUUUCGAAUAUCGUUGAAAAUGUGUUUUUUUAGAGAAGGACUCAUACAGAGAUGCUUCCGUCUCAUUGCCCAGAAUAAAAGAAGCUUGUCUUGCCUAGGUUUUAA
Sceloporus undulatus (fence lizard) is the source of this 1264-nucleotide messenger RNA. Its product is annotated as mitochondrial ubiquitin ligase activator of NFKB 1-like. Bases 302 to 760 code for a protein of 152 amino acids. Gene Ontology annotation, molecular function: ubiquitin-protein transferase activity. Gene Ontology annotation, biological process: organelle organization; protein ubiquitination. Gene Ontology annotation, cellular component: mitochondrion. The transcript has a single exon. NCBI's taxonomy places the organism in Eukaryota, Metazoa, Chordata, Lepidosauria, Squamata, Phrynosomatidae. The record is from RefSeq and is a predicted model, not a curated record.